AUCUCUUCCCUCUCAUCAAACUUUGUGCGCGGCUACUUGAUCAACUGCCUCGCGGGGAUCGUGUACUUGGUCGAGUCCCAUCGGAUAAGAGCCCCACUUCCAACUAACCAUAACUGUUACACACUGAAUCGUUCCCUUUACCAUAAUUCUACACGUCGUCAAUCGUGCGAGUUGACCCGCUGCCUGACGAGGGCCCAGAAUUUG
Messenger RNA from Mycena citricolor, 204 nucleotides. NCBI's taxonomy places the organism in Eukaryota, Fungi, Basidiomycota, Agaricomycetes, Agaricales, Mycenaceae. The record is from the annotation of a GenBank genome assembly.